Molecule: messenger RNA, 2577 nt
Organism: Rhea pennata
Lineage: Eukaryota; Metazoa; Chordata; Aves; Rheiformes; Rheidae
Gene: SH3BP5L
Product: SH3 binding domain protein 5 like
Exons: 7
Coding region: 411-1550 (379 amino acids)
Biological process (GO): negative regulation of protein tyrosine kinase activity; intracellular signal transduction
Cellular component (GO): cytoplasm
Molecular function (GO): protein kinase inhibitor activity
Source: RefSeq, a predicted model, not a curated record
GGCGGCGCCGCCGCGGGGAGGACGGGGCGGGGGAGGGGGGCUGCCGCCGAGCCGCUUUGGCGGAGCCGGAGCCCCCCGCCCCGGCGCUGCCGCCGCGGAUCGAGCCGGAUCCCGAUUCCCCGCGCGCCUCUGCCGGGGGUGGAGGCUUUCCGCCGCCGGGGCUUCCCCCUCCACCCCCGGGGCCGGGCCUCCCGCGCCGCCCCCUCGGGUCCCGCUCGGCCUCCCGCGCCGCCCGGCCCCCCGAGUUUUUUUUUUUUUGUUGUUGUUUUUUGCCGAUGGCUCCGCCGCCCGGAACGGCGCCCGCCGCCCCGGUUAGGAUGCUCGCGCGCUGGUGAAGUCGGCUCGCCGCCCGAGCGGGACCCGCCGCAGCCCGCGCUGGCGAAGGAGGCGUCGGAGGCGGGGGUCCCGCCAUGGGAGACUCGGAGCAGCGGCUGAUCUUGGGCGCGGGCGACGGGCGGCAGACGCCUCCUGGGCAGCUGCAGGCGUCCGCGGGCGACGGGGACGAGCCGGGCGCAGCGGCCUCUGAGAGCGUGUGCGAUGCUGAGGACUCCGCGGCCCCCGAGAAAAGCGAGGAAGAGGAGGAAGAGGAAGAGCUGGACCCCAGGAUACAGGAGGAGCUGGAGCAUCUCAACCAGGCCAACGAGGAGAUCAACCGCGUGGAGCUGCAGCUGGAUGAAGCCCGCACCACGUACCGUCGGAUCCUCUCCGAAUCCGCCCGGAAGCUCAACGCUCAGGGUUCCCAGCUGGGAAACUGCAUCGAGAAGGCUCGUCCCUACUACGAGGCCCGGCGCCUGGCCAAGGAGGCGCAGCAGGAGACGCAGAAGGCGGCGUUGCGCUACGAGCGGGCCGUCAGCAUGCACAACGCGGCCCGCGAGAUGGUCUUCGUGGCCGAGCAGGGCGUCAUGGCCGACAAGAACCGCCUGGACCCCACCUGGCAGGAGAUGCUCAAUCACGCCACCUGCAAAGUGAACGAGGCGGAAGAAGAGCGGCUGCGGAGCGAGCGGGAGCACCAGCGCGUCACGCAGCUGUGCCAGCAGGCCGAGGCCAAGGUGCAGGCCCUGCAGAAGUCCCUCAAGCGCGUCAUCGUGAAGAGCAAGCCUUAUUUUGAGCUCAAGGCGCAGUUCAACCAGAUCCUCGAGGAGCACAAGGCCAAGGUGACGGCGCUGGAGCGUCAAGUGUCGCAGGCCAAGACGCGCUACUCGGUGGCCCUGCGCAACCUGGAGCAGAUCAGCGAGCAGAUCCACGCCCGGCGCCUGCAGCGCCUCGUCGUGCGCCGGGCCUCGCCGGUGGGGGCCGAGGCCGCCCCCCAGUACGGCGGCGCCGAGGCGGCGGCCGGCGGCUCCCGCCUCGGGGCCGAGUGUCCCCCGGCCGACACGCUCUCGGUGCUCAGCCUGCAGACCAUCGCCUCCGACCUGCAGAAGUUCGACUCGGUGGAGCACUUGCUGGGGCUCUCGGACGCCACCAGCCUCAACAGCGACGAGAUGGAGGAGCGGGACCGGCGCCGGGGCGGGCACGGCCAGUUCAAGCACCACCGCAGCGUCAGCCUCUAGCCCGGCUCGGCUGCUCCUCCGCCUCUCGCCCCGUUCCCUCCCUCAGGGAGCCCGGACACAGGGAACGGCGCGGGCAGGAGGAGAGGCGCCGCGGCAGCCACCUCCCCGGCAGGCCGGCAGCGUCGUUUGGGGAGAAAAAAAAAAAAAAAAAGAGGAUGACGGCUCCGCGCGGGGAGACUCGAGCCGCGUCUUGGCGAAGGUGAAGCCUGUCGGGGCGAGGCGGGCUGCAGCGGAGUCGUUACCGCAGCGAGGUCUCUCGCAGCCGCCGGCUCCCCGCGGAGCCGUGACGCUCGCUCGCUCCCCUCCUUCCUCCGCGGCCCCCGGCGCGUCCCGCUCGGCAAGCCGCCGUGCCGGACCCGGCUCCGCGAGGGCCCUGCGCCGCGCCGGCCGAACGGGGGGUGGGUGAGGAGCCCCGGGGCCAGACCUUCCCCCCGACCCCCCUCGCAGGGCUGGCCGGCGCGCCGCGGAGCACGGGCACGCGGUGUAUUUUUUUGGGGGGAAUCGUGUGCCUCUCUGCGCCCCCCCCCCCCCCGACCCUGCAUUUCUGGUGCUUUUGCCCCCGGGACUCGGCCGGGGCGGGGGGAGGCAGUCGGCACGGCCACGUCGCCCGUGAGCCCCGAGGCACGUCCUCGCCCGCCGGCGUUUUGGGGGGAGAGCGUCGGAUCUGCCUCCGCCCUCCUCCUCCUCUGGCUCUUUUCCCCUUGAACUUUGGAGUUUUUUUUUUUUAUUAUUAUUAUUAUUAUUUUUCUCCUUUUUUUUCCCCCCCACACCCUUUUUCUCCCUGGUGAAGAGACAAAUCGCGUGGAAGCUCGUUUGCACUAGCGGGCCGGGGAGGGAGGCGGCGGCGGCGGCGGGCCGGGGCGGGGGUGCCGCCGGCGCCGGUGCCGCUGUGGCCUGCCGGGCUUCGGCCGUGCCGCGGCUGCGAUGAGAACGGCCCCGGGUUCGAGGCAGCCCCGGAGCCAGCGCGCGGGUGAGCGGCUCCCCUGUGUAUUUUAGCCGGAGUAAAGUGGAUUUUUUUUUCCCCCCC